This is a messenger RNA of Striga hermonthica, 1482 nucleotides long. The record is from the annotation of a GenBank genome assembly. NCBI's taxonomy places the organism in Eukaryota, Viridiplantae, Streptophyta, Magnoliopsida, Lamiales, Orobanchaceae.
AUGGUUUUGUCCAAGAUCGCCUCGCAGUCCGAUGUCUCGGUCCACUCGACUUUCGCAUCGCGCUACGUUCGCGAUUCUCUCCCUAGGUUUAAGAUCCCGGAGAACUCGAUACCGAAAGAGGCGGCUUACCAAAUCAUAAACGACGAGCUUAUGCUCGACGGGAAUCCGAGGCUGAACUUGGCGUCGUUCGUGACGACGUGGAUGGAGCCCGAGUGCGAUAAGCUCAUCAUGGCCUCCAUUAACAAGAACUAUGUGGACAUGGAUGAGUACCCUGUCACAACUGAGUUGCAGAACCGUUGCGUGAACAUGAUCGCUCACCUCUUCAACGCGCCCCUCGGCGAGAGCGAGGCCGCUGUCGGGGUCGGGACUGUGGGCUCUUCGGAGGCCAUAAUGUUGGCGGGCCUCGCCUUCAAGAGGAAGUGGCAAAACAAGAUGAAGGCCCUAGGGAAGCCCCACGACAAGCCCAACAUCGUCACUGGAGCCAACGUCCAGGUCUGCUGGGAGAAAUUCGCCCGCUACUUUGAAGUCGAGCUCAAGGAGGUGAAGCUCAGGGAGGGGUACUACGUGAUGGACCCGGAGAAGGCGGUCGAGAUGGUUGACGAGAACACCAUUUGUGUCGCCGCAAUUCUCGGGUCCACACUCAAUGGCGAGUUUGAGGAUGUCAAGCGCCUCAACGAUCUCUUGGUCGAGAAGAACAAGGAAACAGGGUGGGACACACCAAUUCAUGUGGAUGCAGCUAGUGGUGGAUUUAUUGCUCCAUUUUUGUACCCCGAAUUAGAGUGGGACUUUAGAUUGCCAUUGGUAAAGAGUAUCAAUGUGAGUGGGCACAAGUAUGGGCUUGUCUAUGCCGGUAUUGGGUGGGUCAUUUGGAGGAGCAAAGAUGAUUUGCCCGAAGAAUUGAUCUUCCACAUUAACUAUCUUGGGGCGGAUCAGCCCACAUUCACACUCAAUUUCUCCAAAGGCUCUAGUCAAGUCAUUGCUCAAUAUUAUCAACUCAUCCGAUUAGGCCACGAGGGUUAUCGAAACAUUAUGGAGAAUUGCCAAGAAAACGCGAUGGUCCUCAAGGCGGGUCUCGAGAAGUCGGGGAGGUUCAACAUUGUGUCAAAGGACGAUGGGGUCCCGCUCGUGGCCUUUAGCCUCAAGGACAACACGCGCCACAACGAGUUCGAGAUAUCGGACAUGCUCCGGAGGUUCGGGUGGAUCGUGCCCGCGUACACGAUGCCCCCGGACGCGGAGCACAUCACGGUGUUGAGGGUCGUGAUAAGAGAAGAUUUCUCGAGGACGCUUGCGGAGAGGCUCGUGAUGGACAUCGAGAAGGUGAUGCACGAGCUCGACUCGAUGCCGUCGAGGAUGGCGGAGGAGGUGGAGGGUGGUGGCCGUCCGCCGAUCCCGAAGAAGACGGGAGUCGAAGUGCAGAGAGAGGUUAUGGCGACGUGGAUCAAGUUCGUGGCCGAUAGGAAGAAGACCAAUGGGGUGUGCUAG